This is a messenger RNA of Lotus japonicus, 1522 nucleotides long. RefSeq names its product probable receptor-like protein kinase At1g11050. Lineage: Eukaryota; Viridiplantae; Streptophyta; Magnoliopsida; Fabales; Fabaceae. Gene Ontology annotation, molecular function: ATP binding; protein kinase activity. Gene Ontology annotation, biological process: protein phosphorylation. The record is from RefSeq and is a predicted model, not a curated record. The coding region runs from base 583 to 1428 and encodes 281 amino acids. The transcript is spliced from 2 exons.
AUGGACUGAAUGAGGUUGCUCUAAAGUCUAUAGUUGCAUUGUUGAAUGUUGGUCUAUGCAUUUUAUUUCCUGAUAUCUAUGUUAGUUAGCUUUCUGCUACAUCAAGAAAAAAUAUAUACAAAUGACUGGCAUUAUUCCAUCAAAUACACUAGGUUGGCUUUUAUAUCCUUUUCCUUGCAACCCAUUAAUCAUAUAGCAUUAUGAAUCUAAUCAUGAUCGGUUCAUUUCUUUCUUUCUUUUAAUUUUGUCCUGCUCAAUUAUGGGUGCGUGCUGGAGGUUGUGAUUUGUUUCUUCCAAUUAUGAAAAUUCAUCCUGAUGGAAUUUUGAAGAUGAAGAAACUAAGAAAAGAUGUCCUCAAAGCAAUUGCAAGAAUCUGGCAUUGAAGUCAAUGAAACCGAUGAGAGAGACACUUAAGCAGAAGAUAAUUAAGUCCAUCAACUGGAUUGUGGAGCAAUGGAACGGGACUCUUUUAAAGGUGAAAAAUGGAGCAAUGGAGCUGAUAUGACUGUGUAAGGAGAAUUAGUAGACCAGCAAAAGAUGUUUGCAGCGUGCUAGGAUGAACUGUGGGAAUUUAUCAAUAGGAUGAUUUAUUUAUUAAAUCUUUGUAUCAGGAUGAUUUAUGGUAUGCAAAAAGCAACAUGGUUUUAUGGUUAUCUUAUGGUGUAUUUUCCAAAAGAAAAAAAAGAGCCAUUCCAUUAUGAGGAUGAGUGGUAUCUUGUUUAUGAUUAUAUGCCGAAUGGUAGCCUUGAAGACCAUCUCUUUCCACACUUGGACAGUGAAAAUGGAAAGAAAACUCUGACAUGGUCUCAAAGAAAAAGCAUAAUCUUGGAUGUAGCAAAUGGGUUGGUUUAUUUGCACUGUGGAGUUAAACCUGCUAUUUAUCACAGAGAUAUCAAGCCCACCAAUAUAUUACUUGAUGCAUGUAUGAGAGCAAGGGUUGCUGAUUUUGGACUAGCCAAACAGAGCAGUGAAAGCAGGUCUCAGCUAAAUACUAGAAUAGCAGGAACUCAUGGAUAUUUAGCCCCAGAAUAUGCAUUGUAUGGUCAGUUAACUGAGAAGAGUGAUGUCUAUAGUUUUGGUGUGGUUAUUUUGGAAAUAGUGUGUGGAAGAAAAGCUCUUCAGUUGUCUUCAUCUGGUACACCAGCUUUCUUGAUCACAGAUUGGGUUUGGUCAUUGAUGAAAUCUGGUCACAUAGAAGAGGCUUUGGAUGCUUCUCUCAUGAUAGAUGGAAAUUCCUCAUCUAGAAACAUAAUGGAGAGAUUUUUGUUGGUUGGAAUUCUUUGUUCUCAUUUAAUGGUUGCUUCCAGGCCAACUACUUUGGAGGUUUUGAAGAUGUUAGAAGGGGACCUUGAGGUUCCACCAAUUCCUGAUAGGCCAAUGACUCUUGGGCAACACAUGUUUUCCAAUGCUGAUUCAACAGAAUGGUGAAAAACAAGAUGUAAUGGUUGCUAGCAAUCAAAUUAAAUUGUGACCCUAAUAAGUGAAUUUUACUUGCAAAGUAAGACUUCAAAUUACAUUAUUA